Messenger RNA from Eremothecium gossypii ATCC 10895, 906 nucleotides. RefSeq names its product cyclin-dependent serine/threonine-protein kinase PHO85 (gene PHO85). The record is from RefSeq and is marked provisional. The coding region runs from base 1 to 906 and encodes 301 amino acids. Gene Ontology annotation, molecular function: cyclin-dependent protein serine/threonine kinase activity; ATP binding. Gene Ontology annotation, cellular component: nucleus; cytoplasm. NCBI's taxonomy places the organism in Eukaryota, Fungi, Ascomycota, Saccharomycetes, Saccharomycetales, Saccharomycetaceae. Gene Ontology annotation, biological process: protein phosphorylation. The transcript has 2 exons.
AUGACUAGCACAUCUCAAUUCAAGCAGCUGGAGCGGCUGGGCAAUGGGACAUACGCGACUGUGUACAAGGGCCUGAACAAGACGACCGGGCUGUAUGUUGCGCUGAAGGAGGUGAAGCUCGACUCAGAAGAGGGCACGCCGUCGACAGCCAUACGUGAGAUCUCGCUGAUGAAGGAGCUGAAGCACGAGAACAUCGUGAGGCUGUACGACGUAAUACACACGGAGAACAAGCUGACGCUGGUGUUCGAGUUCAUGGACAACGACCUGAAGAAGUUCAUGGACUCGCGGCUCGACCGGGAGAUGCCGCGCGGGCUGGAGCUGUCGCUGGUGAAGUACUUCCAGUGGCAACUGCUGCAGGGCGUGGCGUUCUGCCACGAGAACCGGAUCCUGCACCGCGACCUGAAGCCACAGAACUUACUGAUCAACAACAAGGGUCAGUUGAAGCUGGGUGACUUCGGGCUGGCGCGCGCGUUCGGCAUCCCGGUGAACACAUUCAGCAGCGAGGUCGUGACGCUCUGGUACCGUGCGCCGGACGUCCUGAUGGGGUCGCGCACAUACUGCACGUCUAUCGACAUCUGGUCGUGUGGCUGCAUUCUAGCUGAGAUGAUCAUGGGGAAGGCGCUCUUCCCCGGGACCAACGACGACGAGCAGCUAAAGCUGAUCUUCGAGACCAUGGGCACGCCGACAGAACAGACGUGGGUCGGCGUCAGCCAGCUGCCCAAGUACAACCCUCAGAUACCGCUCUACCCCAACAAGGACAUUAAGCAGCUAUUGCAGGCUACCACCAAGGAGCAGAUCAGCGACGUGCUCGUGAACCUCAUCCAGGGCCUCCUCCAGUUGAAUCCAAGCAUGCGCUUGAGCGCACAACAGGCGCUGAGUCACCCUCUAUUCGAGGAGUACCACUGA